Molecule: messenger RNA, 495 nt
Organism: Penaeus vannamei (Pacific white shrimp)
Lineage: Eukaryota; Metazoa; Arthropoda; Malacostraca; Decapoda; Penaeidae
Source: RefSeq, a predicted model, not a curated record
AUGGAGUUGGAAAGUGGAGUUUCAGCUGGUGCAGGUCUAGGAAGUCUUUCUGUAGAAUCUGGCCAAGGUGUGGGGACUGGCAUCUCCGGCGGUGCUGGAAUUUUGGAACCAUGUGGGGAAGGACAAAUUCGUCAUGUGGAUGGGUCCUGUGUAACACCAGUCGUCAACAGGAAGGUAUACGUCUUCGAUGUUCCUGAACAAAAAGUACCUAUCGGUCCACCACCAAGUGUUCCUCCUCCAAGAGUUGAUCAUAACAUUCUCUUCGUGCGACUUCCCGAAGAAGGAGAAGGACCUGAACCCAUCGUUAUUCCCCCACCAAGACAGGAGAACAUCGUCUAUGUACUCAACAAGAAGGACGAACAGGCUCAGCGUGUCAUCGAAGUACCAGCCCAUCCUCAUCUGAUCCCGAAAUCUACUUCGUCAAUUAUGAAGAGGGUGAGAACCAACUCUACCCAUUGGUGUGGAUCUCAACACUGCUCUUGGUUCAGCCGCUGA